Messenger RNA from Penicillium argentinense, 573 nucleotides. RefSeq lists its product as uncharacterized. Bases 1 to 573 code for a protein of 190 amino acids. NCBI's taxonomy places the organism in Eukaryota, Fungi, Ascomycota, Eurotiomycetes, Eurotiales, Aspergillaceae. The record is from RefSeq and is a predicted model, not a curated record. The transcript has a single exon.
AUGCAAACCCGCCACCCCCCACUCUGCCAUCACAACGGAGUUCAAACUGGUGGAUUCACACUGUCCGGCGAGGGCGAUUUCAUCCGCUCGACUGGCGCUGAGCACGGCCCCCGGCCGGCUGACACAGAAGUUGGGGGCUAUGCCAGCGUGGACCCGCUUCCGCAGUACACUGCACGCCCGAUGAGUGUCAACGAAAAGACCUUGGAAUCACACCUCCGGGACCCAUCGAUAUCGUCUGACUCUAAUGCCUUUGAUUCGGACGAAAAAGCCCGCCAUGAAUACCACGAAGAAGUCACAUCUGAUGCAUCCUCAGCCUUUUCAUACCCCAGUAGCUACGGCAACACCUCGACCGCAACGCGAGAAACUCCUCCGCCACCGUACUCUCCUCGCUCGUCGGCGGUGUUGACGCGGACGCGGUCCGUGUCUAUCUAUUCCGUCUCCUCGGCAAUGGGAGUCACCAUCAGCCCACCACCCAUGGCUCGAGUUCAUGGUGCACGUACAGGGCCAUGUCCAUCCGAAGCGGAUGACCAGUCGAUUCGUCGACAUCGACGAUCUUCUUGGGAGAGUCAUUGA